AUGGGACAAUCAGGUACCAUUCUAUCAUCUCUACCACUAUUCGCACUUUUACCUUUCCUCAGCCACGUACAAGGAAGCUACUAUGACGAUUAUGCCAAUAGCCUCGACACUUUUCGCACCGUCAACGCAGGCCCCCUGACAACUGUCUUCACACCACCCGCUUCAUGCCUCAGCACUCAGACCGCAGUAACAUACGGGCGCCCGUACUUGCUAGUAGGAUGCGAGGGCCCGUAUGGGAAUGAAUGCUGUCCCGACAACUGGAAAUGGGAUCGAUAUUUCAGCCCGGGUCAGUGUCCAUCCGGGUAUAAAACAUGUACACUGCCUACAUCGACGCAGAGAUCUGAGACCACAGCGAUUUGCUGCCCAAGCGGAUUUGAUUGCGGCGGCAAAGACACCUGCAGCAAGACCUUCAACUCGUACUCGACUAUCACCUACACGGACCCAACCCUCUCUGUUGUAACAUCAGUCUAUGGGAUCACCGCCACUCCAAUCCAAAUUCGCUUUCGUGCCUCCCAAUCCGACCUUGUGCCCAUUCCCACGGAUUCUCUCGCACUACCAGAAGAUCACUCUCUUAGUAAGAAGGAGAAGAUUGGCAUUGGGAUCGGCGUCCCCGCUGCUGUAGUGCUGCUGUCAUUCGUGGCAUUCUAUGGGCUUCGAUAUUAUCGGAGAACGAGGGCAGGCAAGACGCCGAUACAAGAACCACUUGGGGAUAACUUGUCAUAUAAUAACGAGCCGCCACCCGCAUAUGAUGGAUCAAAUCUGAAAUAA
This is a messenger RNA of Penicillium macrosclerotiorum, 768 nucleotides long. RefSeq lists its product as uncharacterized. The transcript has 2 exons. The record is from RefSeq and is a predicted model, not a curated record. The coding region runs from base 1 to 768 and encodes 255 amino acids. NCBI's taxonomy places the organism in Eukaryota, Fungi, Ascomycota, Eurotiomycetes, Eurotiales, Aspergillaceae.